Chinchilla lanigera (long-tailed chinchilla) is the source of this 1420-nucleotide messenger RNA. RefSeq names its product SPC25, NDC80 kinetochore complex component (gene Spc25). Gene Ontology annotation, biological process: chromosome segregation. The coding region runs from base 201 to 881 and encodes 226 amino acids. The record is from RefSeq and is a predicted model, not a curated record. Gene Ontology annotation, cellular component: Ndc80 complex. The transcript has 7 exons. Lineage: Eukaryota; Metazoa; Chordata; Mammalia; Rodentia; Chinchillidae.
CGGGAGGUGCCCUGCGUUUGAAAUCGGAAAUUUGGCGCUGCAGUUGGAACUGGGUCUGGAGGUCCGCCGGGGGCUGGAGGUUUCUCUGCUUUUGGGGGAAGGCAACUGACCUCAGGCCUGUCAGCCACGGCGACGAAGGUGGGAGCCGGGCUGGGCCCUUGGAUUCGCCUGUUGUGAAAGGGGAAGUAGUGUCUUGCACAAUGGUAGAAGAUGAGUUGGCGCUCUUCGAUAAAAGCAUAAAUGAAUUUGGAAAUAAGUUCAGAAACACUCUCAGUGACACCCCCUGUCAGAUGGUGGGACUAAGGGAUGCCUAUAAGGACUCCGUUAAAGCUCUGGCAGAGAAGCUGUCUGUGAAAUUAAAGGAGGAAGAACGAAUGGUUGAGAUGUUUCUGGAAUAUCAAAAUCAGAUCUUCAAGCAGAAUAAGCUGAUUCAAGAAAAGAAAGACAAUCUUUUAAAGUUGAUUGCUGAAGUGAAAGGCAAAAAGCAGGAACUGGAAGUUCUAACUGCAAAUAUUCAGGAUCUUAAAGAAGAAUAUUCUAAGAAGAAAGAAACUAUCUCCACUGCUAGCAGAGCUAACGAAGAAAGGUUGAAAAGGCUGCAGAAGUCAGCAGACUUGUAUAAAGAUCGACUUGGACUAGAAAUUAGAAAAAUUUAUGGGGAUAAGUUGCAGUUUAUAUUCACUAAUAUUGACUCGAAGCAUCCUGAAAACCCAUUUAUGUUUUCCUUGCAUCUAAAUGAAGCAGGGGACUAUGAAGUUUCAGAUAGCGCUCCUCAUCUUGAGUGCCUAGCAGAAUUUCAAGAGAAAGUGAGGAAGACCAACAAUUUUUCAGCUUUUCUUGCCAAUGUUCGGAAAGCUUUUACAGCUAUGGUUUAUAAUUAAUGUAGAAAUAAUACAUUAAAAUGGGUUGUUUUUCUUUUCUGUUGUCUAUGUCUUUAUAAAAGAGUUCUGUGUUUGGUGUUCUUGUGAUGUUUCCAUGUGGUAUGAAGGAAAGCUGAAUACAUCACCCCAAAUAUAUCUCUGACAUAAAUAUUUGGAGCUGAAGACAAUUAAGAAACAGCAGAGUCAGAAAAAGCCCUUUAGAAGGAGGGGAUAAUAUCGCAAAGGUGUCUUGUCUGCCUUGUCAACAAGGAAGGAAGGAAGUUAAUCACUGCGGAGAACUCUUAUCAGCAUAGACGUGGCACCAGAGGAAUCCCCAAACAAGCUUGCUUCAUUCCUUUAUUCCCACAAACUUACCUUCCCACGGUGUCCCACCUCUGGAACCCAGAACUGCUUUCCUUUGUCUUGUGACCUCUGAAAACCUUACUAUUCUUUGUUGAAGAUACUGUAUAAGCCUACUACUGUGAGUUACCUUUCACCGGGUUUCCCCCAUGGGAUGGGCUCUGUGUGCAUUAAUAAACUGCUUGUUUUCCUCGUGUUAA